Molecule: messenger RNA, 2695 nt
Organism: Sphaeramia orbicularis (orbiculate cardinalfish)
Lineage: Eukaryota; Metazoa; Chordata; Actinopteri; Kurtiformes; Apogonidae
Gene: hoxd3a
Product: homeobox D3a
Exons: 4
Coding region: 514-1710 (398 amino acids)
Biological process (GO): regulation of transcription by RNA polymerase II; embryonic skeletal system morphogenesis; anterior/posterior pattern specification
Cellular component (GO): nucleus
Molecular function (GO): RNA polymerase II cis-regulatory region sequence-specific DNA binding; DNA-binding transcription factor activity, RNA polymerase II-specific
Source: RefSeq, a predicted model, not a curated record
ACCCAGUGCAGGAAUACAACGUCGUUGCUCUCCAUCCGGCCAUAUUUGAUUUCCAGCUGUUUUCGCAGAAGCCUCUCCGAGCCAGACAACCCCCCUAAGAUAUAUUAAAGUGCGCUGUCUGCAUUCAGAGAUAUAAUCCAGAGACUAUACCACUCCGCUCUCUAUUCUCGACCACGUGAUUGUCUAAAUAAUUAAUGCAGCACGUCCCCCUAGAAACACGGCGUCGUCAUUAAUCGCAAGGACUCUAUCAGACUUGAAAACUGAAGAGAUCCCCCAAGAAAAUAAUAUCCGAUACCCGGCGCAACUGUAGCCCCGCACUUUAGCCGCACAUCCGAACCGAUGGAUGCUUGGGUCGAGGAGGGAGCAGUGAUGAAUGCGUGAGGAAUAUAAAACAGAUUUGCGCAGAUUUCGGUCACAGACUGGAGCGACGGUGGGAGACACCAAUCACGUGAAAAAACAACACCCAUGCCAUUGGAUAGAGUUGCACUGGCUUAUUGGCUUUGAACCCACAAAAUGCAGAAAGCAACAUAUUACGAUAACGCUGGACUUUUUGGAGGUUACUCUUACCCCAAACCAGACUCGUACAACUACGGCCCCUCUCAUCAGUCCUACACUACUUCUAACAUUGAGAAUGACUACCAGGGCUCAGUCUGUCCCAUCCAGACCUCCACUGUCCGACCACCAACUCUCAAAGACGGUGACCUGAACGGAGACUGCAUGCGUCAGAGCAGCAGUCAAAGCAACAGCAGCAGCAGCCAGGCCACCAGUAUUGGGGAGCAGCAGGCCCCCCCACUGUCCGCAUCCUCCCCCGGAUCCAACAGCUCCACAUCCCAGAAGAAGAAGUCCCCAUCCAACAGCGCUUCCAGUACUACCACACCGGUCAUCACCAAGCAGAUCUUCCCCUGGAUGAAGGAGACCAGGCAGAACUCCAAACAGAAAAGCAACAACUGCACAACCGCAGGUGAGGUGAGUGAUGAAAAGAGCCCACCGGGACCAGCAUCCAAACGGGUCAGAACUGCUUACACUAGUGCGCAACUUGUGGAGCUGGAGAAGGAGUUUCACUUUAACCGCUAUCUUUGUCGCCCUAGAAGAGUGGAAAUGGCAAAUCUGUUGAAUCUCACCGAGCGCCAAAUAAAAAUCUGGUUUCAAAACAGGAGGAUGAAAUACAAAAAGGACCAGAAGUCUAAAGGGAUCGCGCACUCUCCCCUGGGACACUCCCCGGACAGGAGCCCACCCCUGAGUGGCCCAAAUCACAUUGGAUACUCUGGUCAGCUCCAGAACGUCAGCAGCCUCAGCUAUGACGCACCCUCGCCUCCUUCGUUUGCCAAACCACAGCAAAACAUGUACGGUUUGGCGGCGUACACGGCACCCUUGGGUGGCUGCAUCCCGCAACAGAAGAGGUACCCGGGAUCCGAGUACGAACACCACGGCAUGCAGAGCAAUGGCAGCUUUGCCAACGCCAAUUUGCAAGGCAGCCCAGUUUAUGUGGGUGGGAAUUUUGUUGAUUCCAUGCCAGCCUCGGGCCCCAUGUUCAACCUCGGCCAUCUUCCCCACCCCUCAUCCACCAGUGUGGACUACAGCUGUGCCGCUCAGAUCCCAGGAAACCACCAUCAUGGACCCUGUGAUCCCCAUCCCACAUACACAGACCUCACCUCUCACCAAGCGUCUCAGGGAAGGAUUCAGGAAGCGCCUAAACUCACGCAUUUGUAAUAUGUGGUGGAUGUGUUUGUGUGUGUGCGUGUGCGCGUGUGCGUGCCGAAUUGUGUGUGUGUGUGUGUGUGUGUGUGUGUGCCAAAAUUAUGUUGCGCUCUUUUUAUUACCUCACUAGUCUAAUAACUACACUCCAAGCGAGUCGUGUGUAUUAUUACAGUAUUAUUGAUAUUACUAUUAAUGCUAUUGUGUAAUUAUUUUCUAAAUAAUACAGCUUUGUCCAUUUCUCUUGAAUAUUUGAGGAUGCGCAGAGGCAGACACGCCUGGUGGUCAGUUGUUCCUUUUAUGUUAUGGUUUUUCUUUUCUCAAGUGCAAUGCGCAAUUUUUUGACUAAAUAUUUCAUGCCGUUACUUGAAGGUAAGUCUUGUAGAUCACGAAAGUAGAUGCUCAUUUUUAGAAAGAAGUACCUUUAGGAUAAAAAAAAUUUUGUCUGUUUGUCAGAAUCUCAUUUUUUUUCACACGAGCAUCCGAUUUAUUUAUUUCCAUUAUUUUUUUGCAUAAUCUUUCUUACUAGCAUAUAUCCUAUUUAUUAUUUAAUUACUUUUGUAUUGCACAUUAUUUAUCGUUUAUAUGCGAGUAUUUAUAAGUGUGGAGAUUUUUUUUUUUUUUUUUUUGUAAGAUUGGACAGAUCAGUGCACUUGGAAGUUGUGGGCAAAACAGGGUUUGAAAAAUGCUAGACUCGCAGUGUAUUGUUGAAAAAGAGCAUUUCUAAUUGUAAACCUGGGAUAAAUGGGGCAUUUUAUAGUGUAUAAACACCACUAUAUGUCCAUGGUUAAUCUUGUGUCAAACCUUAAGCAAAACGUAGACUAUCGAAGUAUCAAAUAUUAUACACACCAGCAUGUCAUUUUGUGUAGUCCAUUGCUAUUUUUUAUUUGUCUUCCAUUGUUAUUUCAUUCAGUUGGAUAUCCAUAAAUUUAUGAAACCCUAAUGAUAUUGAAAUGUUAUAUUUUAUUGUGUUUAACAUUUUGUAAAUAAAGUGCUCAAA